AUGCCCUUCAUCACAGUCAAGGACGGCACCGAGAUCUACUAUAAGGACUGGGGCAACAAGGAUGGGCCGACGGUGGUCUUCUCGCACGGCUGGCCCCUGAACGCCGACAACUGGGAGGCCCAGAUGUUCUUCCUGGCCAACAAGGGCUACCGCGUGGUUGCGCACGAUCGUCGCGGUCACGGACGCUCCAGCCAGCCGUGGGACGGGAACGACAUGGACACGUACACCGACGACUUGCUCGCCUUGUUUGAGCAUCUGGACCUCAAGGACGUCAUGAUGGUCGGCCACUCGACCGGUGGCGGCGAAGUGACUCGCUUCCUGGGCCGCCACGGCAGUAGCAGGGUGCGCAAGGCUGUGCUCGUGGGCGCGAUCCCGCCGCUGAUGCUCAAGACCGACACCAACCCGCUGGGCCUGCCGAUGGGCGUGUUUGACGGCUUUCGCGCCGCCAUGGAGAAGGACCGCGCGCAGUUCUUCCUCGACGUGCCCAGCGGCCCCUUCUUCGGCUACAACCGCGACGGCGCGGACGUGAGCCAGGGCCAGAUCUGGAGCUGGUGGCAGCAGGGAAUGAUGUGCGGCUUCAAGAACGCCUACGAGUGCAUCCGCGUCUUCUCCGAGACCGACAUGCGCGAGGACCUGAAGAAGAUUGAUAUCCCGGUCUUGGUCAUUCAUGGCGACGACGACCAAAUCGUGCCCAUCGUGGCCAGUGCCCACGAGUCGAUCAAGCUGCUCAAGCACGGCACAUUGAAGAUCUACCCGGGCGGUGCGCAUGCGUUGCCCAACACCGUCCCGGACGAGAUCAACAAGGACUUGCUCGAGUUCUUCCAGGCCUGA
Molecule: messenger RNA, 831 nt
Organism: Fonsecaea erecta
Lineage: Eukaryota; Fungi; Ascomycota; Eurotiomycetes; Chaetothyriales; Herpotrichiellaceae
Exons: 3
Coding region: 1-831 (276 amino acids)
Molecular function (GO): catalytic activity
Source: RefSeq, a predicted model, not a curated record